This is a messenger RNA of Sturnus vulgaris (Common starling), 2656 nucleotides long. It is a transcript of the gene SPTY2D1, whose product is annotated as SPT2 chromatin protein domain containing 1. Gene Ontology annotation, molecular function: histone binding; DNA binding. Gene Ontology annotation, cellular component: nucleolus. Gene Ontology annotation, biological process: nucleosome assembly; transcription by RNA polymerase I. The record is from RefSeq and is a predicted model, not a curated record. Lineage: Eukaryota; Metazoa; Chordata; Aves; Passeriformes; Sturnidae.
GCAGCCCCCCGUGUUCCGGUCCGGCCAUGGAUUUCCGCAACAUUCUCGUGAUGGCCUCGGAGCAGCAGGGGCUGAAUGCGGUGCCGAAAAGGUACAGUUUGGCCGUUGGUCCUCCCAAAAAAGUUCCCAAAGUCAAGGGUGUAGAGUCUGCAGCAGUGCAAGCAUUUCUCAGGCGACAAGAAGAAGAAAAGAGAAAAAAAGCACUGGAAGAAAGAAGGAAGAAAGAGCAGCUCUUGGCGAGGCGUAUUGAACUGAAACAUGACAGAAAGGCAAGAGCUAUGGCCUCACGAACAAAGGAUAAUUUUUAUGGCUAUAAUGGUGUUCCUGUUGAAGAGAAGCCUAAAAAGAGGAGGGCUUGUGAGAAUGUUGCUCAGGUCCCAGAGGCUGAGUAUGCAACAGAGGAUGAAACUGAGCAACUUGAAUACAGUCAGACAGAAUCUGAGCAUGAGCAAGAAGAAUAUGAAGAGAAACCAUCCAAAGUUGCAGUGAAACCAAAGGUGCCUCCCAAAAGUGCACCAGCACCUCUGAACUUUGCAGAGCUCUUGAGACUUGCUGAAAAGAAACAAUAUGAACCAGUGGAAAUAAAACCAGUCAAAAAGGUAGAAGAGAGGCCUAGAACAGCAGAAGAAUUGAGAGAGAGGGAGUUUUUAGGGCGCAAAAACAAAAAAGUAGAAAUGCAUAAGAAAAGUGAGAAGGAGAUUAAGCCUACAGGGAUAUCUAGUUCUUCAAAAAAACUAUCUUCUCAAAAAGCAUCUGUAAACACAAAACUUAAUAAAAGCUCAGUAGAUAAACAUUCCACAUCUAAAAGCAGUCUGCCACUUUCUACGGGUGGUACUGAUAAGAAAUCCAAAGCACCAGCAUUGACUGAAAAACACUCACGGUCAUCAUCUUCUAGACUUGAUCAAAUGGAAAAAAACUCACAAAAUGGUUCCUUAAAAAGCUCUACUGGUAGCAGUCAUAAUAAAUUACCUGUCAAUGGUAUUAGGAAGUCUGGCUCAAGCUCUCACGUGCCACCCUCAAAACCCAUGGUCAACGGCGCUCAGAGGAUGCCAUCUGCAAAAGAAUCCAGCCUGAAAAAGUCUGCCCAUGCAAAAUCAGGAAAACCUGCAGCCCUUCAACAUGGAAUCAACUCCAAUGCAAAACGAUCCGGCAGCAGCUUAGGAAAAGGAGGACCUGGACAUCCUGCAGGUGGUUCAAGUGCAGGACUGGGGCGAUCAAGCAGCAAUUCUGGUAUGGGGCCUGGAAGGCCAGGAAGCGGUUUAAGCUCAGGACCUGGGCGACUGGGCAGCAGCUCAAGCACAGGACCUGGGCGACCAGCAGGUGGCUCAGGCGUGGGGCCAGGAAGGCUGAUGGCCAGCUCAAGCACAGGACCUGGGCGACCCGGCAGCAGCUCAGGCGUGGGACUUAAGCGACCAGGCUGCAGCUUGGGCACUGGACCGGGAAGGCCGGGCAGCAGCACAAACAUAGGACCAGGGCGACCAGGCAGCAGCCUGGGAACAGGACCAGGAAGGCCAGGAAUCAGUCCAAGCACAGGAGCCAAGCGACCAGGCAGCAGCUUGGGCACUGGACCAGGGAGGCCGGGCAUCAGCACAAGCGCAGGACCUGCGCGACCAGGCAGCGGCCCGGGCACAGCUGUGAAACCCAAGUGUACUGUCGUGUCAGAAACCAUUUCUUCUAAAAACCUUGUCACAAGACCUAGCAAUGGACAGAUGAAUGGAAUGAGACCUUUUCCAGGACAUAGACCUGUGCUUCAUCCACAAGGUCUUGGAAGACCACCUGUUAGUUACAAGAGACAAAUAGAAGAUGAUGAUGAUGAUGAAUAUGACUCUGAAAUGGAUGACUUCAUUGAAGAUGAAGGGGAACCUCAAGAAGAAAUAUCAAAACAUAUUCGGGAAAUAUUUGGCUAUGACCGGAAAAGGUACAAAGAUGAAAGUGAUUAUGCCUUACGUUAUAUGGAGAGCAGCUGGAGAGAGCAACAGAAAGAAGAAGCUAGGAGCUUGAGACUCGGUGUUCAGGAAGACCUGGAAGAACUGAGACGGGAAGAAGAAGAACUGAAACGCAAGAGGCAGUCGAAGAAGCUGAGGACACGUUAACUGACUUAUGGUGUUGACUUUGUUCAUGUUUCUGCUCCCCUCUGCCUCCAUACAUCUCUUAUUCUACUUCAGUUUCCAUUUGCUUGUUAGAGAGCAAAAGAAUAUUUAAAGGGAUUAAAGUACUGAAAAGCAAGGCUUUAGUUUGACCUAAAUAAGAUAUUUAUUUUUAAUACUUGCCAGGGUUGUUUUUUAUGAAGAAAUUAAUGCACUAAUGCAUAUUAAAUGGAAUAAAGUUAAUAGACAUUAAUUCCAUUGAUUAAACCAGUUCAAGAUGCCAGCAGAAAUAUUGACUAGCUAUGCACUGACUUGGAACUGUGUGGGCCACGUACCAGUAAACCAGUUUUGCAUUCGCUUGAAAGAAAGGAAUAGCAUUCUUGUUCCCUGAUAUUUCUUGAGACUUGGGGAAAUUGCUCUAUAUCUUGCCCUGUCUCCCAAAACGAGCCUCCAAGUGUUAAAAUGUCACCUUCUGUACAGGAGCAGCUUGGGUGUAAAUUCAGCCACAGCCCACAGGUAUUAAAGGCAAUAAAGUGCUGCAGAUCUUCUGAUUUGAGGACCCAUAAAAA